This is a messenger RNA of Ylistrum balloti, 9315 nucleotides long. RefSeq lists its product as uncharacterized. Gene Ontology annotation, molecular function: ubiquitin binding. NCBI's taxonomy places the organism in Eukaryota, Metazoa, Mollusca, Bivalvia, Pectinida, Pectinidae. The transcript is spliced from 16 exons. The record is from RefSeq and is a predicted model, not a curated record. Bases 1 to 7773 code for a protein of 2590 amino acids.
AUGCCACGAAAUAAGAGACUUAGUCCGACGAAACAUGUUCAAAAGGAAAGUAGAUCUAAAAGUACGGGGAAGGAUAAUCAGGAUAAAAUUUUCCAGUCUGUCCAAGAAAUGUUUGCUGGACAGCUUGAAGCAGAAAUUAUCCAUAUGGUAUUGGAGGAGUGUGAUUGGAAUGUUGAGAAAGCAGUGGACAAUCUAUUUGCCAUUUCGGAAACUGGGAUAAAGACAGACCCUGAAAAUAAAAACAGACUGGCACAGAUUGCACAUGACAUACUAUGUAGUGAUGUAUCCAGUGACUCUAUGUCUGUCAGUAGCCACUCAAGUAUGGCAUCAACAGAGGAGACUAGCAGUUCUCGGAGUGGUUUAACAAAAUCAUCCUCCAACAACUCAAGGGAGAUAAUUCUUAAUAGUACGGAGAUUGAAGGAGCUACUAGUUUUGAUCCAACUAUGAUUGAGGUUGAACAUUUUGUAAAGCCAAUGCCAGUUGAAAGUGAAAACAUAGACAUCCUAAAUCAGUAUUGCGCUGAUGCAGAUGCCUGGGUGUCAUCUGUGAAUAACAUUGGUGUGACUGCAGUAGACAAGGGUUACAAGAACUUUGAUAGGCAGUCAUUACAAAACAACAUAGUAGCGGAUGUUUCACCAGUCAGUAAAACAAGUCCUGUUAUAAUGGAAGCAGAUGUGUCCUGGCCUCAGCUAAAUAGUCAGGAUCAUACAUCUGAUGCAGAUGGUCCACAAUCUCAGCACAGUUCUUCUGUGAGUGUUAUUAUGAGAGAGUUGAAUGUAAUGUUACCUUCAAAGACACAUGUAAAAUCCAAAUCAUCUUCCUAUUCCGAUUACAUUCAUGAAGAAGGUGAAGACAUCAUAAAAAGACAUUCUGACAGUGCAAAUGUUGAUAUAGUAGGACAUAUGCCUUGUAGGGCACCUUGUAAGAGCAUGACUUCCUGUGACAUGAACAGAGAUAGUGAAGGUCUCGUCAACACAGGCAAUAUCUCCAGUAAUCUGACACCUGAUAGUAGCACUAGCCUCAAGGAUAUGUUUCAGAGCAGUGGUAGCAUUGAUGGCAGCAUACCAAGUCUGACGACAGAUAUAAUGCAAGGAACUCAGAUAUCAGGCAGUGAACAAGAUAUUCUUGGAUUUUCUUCAGCUCUCAUUCCUCCUGAAGAUAUGGAAUAUAAUAGUAAUGAAAAUUUGGAUGAUUCGGGGAAAAAAGUGCAAAGCUUGACAAGUAAGGGUAGUCUUAGCCGUGUUCUGAUGGAACCUGAAUCACCAGUAUCAGUUUUUGAAAAUUUAGGAAAAUUAGCAGGGGAGAUAGCUCAUAUGGAACUACAGCCACAGGUGCAAUCUCAUUCAUCUUUGGAAAUUUUUAAUAGUGAUGACUUUGAUAAUGAAUUUCUUUAUGGUACGAAAUCAGAUUUGCAAAAUUCUGGCAGAUUAAUCAAUUUUCAAACUGAUGUGUAUAAAGAUGAUGAUAAAUUGAAUUUUAAGAGUUCGGAAAAUUUAGUUAAUAUUGAUAAAGACCAUUCUGUUGUGAGCAAGAAUAGACCUAAUUUACAGACUUUUGACCUUGACUUCAGCAGAUCAGAUGGUAACACCACUUAUCAAACUGCAAAUUCAGGAAAUGGAGAAACUGAUCAAUAUACCAAUAUAUUAGAAAAAAUAGAAGCUUCAAAUUCUGAAUCUAAUGUAAAAAAUCUUAUGCUUGAUUUAGACAAAGAUAUGGAUGAGCUUUCAUCAGAGCAGAUGUAUGAUUCAGAUAACAUUUCAAACUCGAGUAGUGAUAGCUUAAAUGAGAGUUUAACUCGGGCUUUAGAUGAUAGCAUAAACCUAACAGAUUUGGGGGUAGUAACAAAUGAGAAUGACAAUUAUGAUGGUGUUGUAAGAAGCCAGAGUUGUAUGGGUAGUCAGUCAGAAGAUGAGUUGGGUGAUGAGCUAACAACAGCAUUGAACAAAUCUGUGGAUUUAACAAGUCCUGGCAUUCAAAAUGACAAUGGAUCCAGUCAAGUUGAAUCUUCUGAGAAUGUAACUACAACAUCCAAAAUAUUACUUACACUGCAUGACUCCGAUAGUGAUGAAAAAUUGAGUAAAUUUUCUGAAAAAAUCAGAAAGGAUGAGCUAGAGAAAAAUGCACCUGUUCAAGGAAAAGAAUCUCAAACUCGCACCAGGACACGUGAUAGUGUAGGGUUACCUAAUUUUCCUUCUAAUUUAUCUGUAAAUGCCUGUGAAUUUGUUCCAAAUAUUGCAACAGAAGUGCAAGCUUUGAAUAUGAACAAAAGCAGUAAUCCCAACAAACCAAAAUUUUUGACCCCCAAGUAUGUGUCUGCACCGCAACCAAUCAGUAGGUACAAAUUUCCCAUUGAUGGUAAACUUCAACAACCUUUCUCAUCUGGAACACAACAGACUGUGUCAGAAAACUCUCUCCCUGAAAAAGCUUGGUCAACACCGUUUAGACCGCACAACUCAACAGCUGUUGGAAAUAACACUUGGAGGUCAUGCAGUAACAUGGGAUAUCCUCCCCCAAAGAUUCCUGAGCACCCCCCACCUUACUGGCUUUCACCAGCUCCUUUAGUUAAACAAGCUGAGAUUAUUACCCAGAAGGAAACUCCCUCUUCAACAAAGCUUACAGAUAUACAGAAAGUUGAGAUCAAGAUACAAGCAGGGCACAAAUGUUUUGUGAUGCUCCGAGGUCUGCCGGGCAGUGGAAAGUCUACCCUAGCCAGGAAGUUGCAACGUGCAUCUGUAAGACCAGGUGUAGUACUGUCCUCAGAUGACUACUUUGUGCAGGACGGUGUCUACAAAUUUGAGCCCCAUCUCUUGUCUGAAGCUCAUGAGUGGAACAGACUCCGAACAAUUCAGAACCUACAUAAAGGCUGUACACCAAUAAUUGUGGACAACACUAACACUCAGGCAUGGGAGAUGAAGCCUUAUGUAAAACAGGCACAGAAGUUUGGUUAUGACGUCUGCUUUCUGGAACCAGACACUCCAUGGAAAUUUCAAGCAAAGGAACUUGCCAGGAAAAACACCCAUGGUGUGCCCCUCCACAAGAUCCGCAUCAUGUUGGAGCGUUAUGAAAAGGGUUUAACAGUGGAACAUGUUCUUGGAAAACCUCCCAAACAAAGUGAUGAAGCCAAAAAAAUUAUUAGUGAUCAGAAAACUCACCAUAAGGAAAAAACGAUGCACACAGAUGGUGUAACCCAGCCUGGUUGGAGACAUUCACAAAGUUCAUUGGUACAACAAUAUGCUAAUAGUCUUGGCAAGGGUCAGAAACAGCAUGCUCAGCAACCAAAGUCCAAACAUACACUAAAUUCACCCACAAAGAGGAAUGAAAAGGUUAUGGAAGAUAUAUUUAGUGAAAGCCCUGGAGUUUUUUUACUGUCUUCUGUAGUAUCUAGUGUGUCAGACUGUAACCAAACACAACAGUCCCCGACAGUGGUUCCUCAUACAGAUCUCAAUCCACUCUCAUUACCUUCAUGUAGUAAUGAAAAUAACAACAACAUUUCUCAGGCAGAUUGGAAAAUGUGUGAGCAAUCCCGCCAAUCUGAUUCAGUCCGUCAAUUCAGCAGAUCUGACCACAAAAAUGUUGCGGUCGAUAGUUCCACUGCAGGGAUGACUAGCAUGGACAUGGACAGAGGUCUCCCUUUGGAUAAACAAUUGGUUGAAACUCCAGCUGCUGUUGAAAAUAUGGGUCAGCAGACAGAAUCUCUUGAAAUAAUUCCCAAUAAGGAUCUAGCAGUCAUCUCUCCCAGAGAGUUACAUGAUACAACUCCUGUUGAAUCAGAAUUGGAGGACACUGGAAAUUCUAGUUCACCAAGAUCACACAAAGGCAGCAUGGCUGGAAACAUGAAGAACAUGUCACCUAGAAGCCAGAGUAGUGGUGUGAGAGAUUCCAGCUCUUCAUCUGAAGGUACAUUUCACACAUGCUGCGAGAUGUUGACAGACCAGGAGGAAGUCAUUUCGUCUGUACAGGAGGAUCAAGCCAUUGACUCCCAGGAAACUUCAAUAGACCUGUCAAAUUUGUCAUCAUUGGAGGAGGGUGCAGAUAGCAUUAUAGAGUCCAAUAACAUUUCAGAGGUAGAACAUGGUCCUGUUAUACCUGACAGAGCUUCAGAACCAGAUGACUGCUCAGAUUGUCCUGUGGUAUCGGACAAGAAACCUGGUUUUAUACAGCAUCAUGCAACCUCAGGAGGCCAUUGUAUUCAGAACACAGAAGAAGAAAACAAAGAUGCUCAAAAGACAGACGAUCAAGACAUCGAAAUUCAAAAGUUAUACAUUGAUGAAAAUGAUACUCAAAAUAAACCUGAAGAUCAUCCUGAUUCUCAAAAGAUGCCUGGAGAUAGUGCUAAUAUGCAAAAGACAUCCAAAAAUGAUGAUACACACCAAAUAUCAGAAGAUGACCAUAUCUCCUCACAGUCAACAGUAGAUGUUCUUGACAGCCAACAAACAUUAGUAGAAAACCUCGAUACUGAACAAAUAACAGAAGAUCAUCUUAAUCCCAAGCAGACAAUGUCAGAUGAACUUGACACCCACCAGACAUUAGUGAGUGGAACAUUAGUCAUUGUUGAUGGGUUGACAACCAAAGAUGAGAUGGUAGCUUCCAAUGAUGAAAUUCUGACAGAUAAAUUUGCAAUGGAAGAAAACAUAGAUGUAAAACAAAAAGUGGGCUCACCAGAAGUGAUGAUUGAUCAACAUAAUAUCAACACCUUAGAGGAUAGCAAAGUCAGAAAAGGGAUUGAAACUGGAACCAAAUAUUCAUCAGAGGACAUUCCCCAGAAUGUGAAAGACACUGUGGAUGAACUUAUCAGAGAUAAUGUAGGGAGUGACUUAAAUUACUCCAUAGACUUCAGUGUAACAGCUAAUGAACUAAAAGCCAUUCUUCUCUUCACAGACUUGGAUGAGGAUGAGAAAGUGGUGGCUGAGCAGUACAUCAGUUACAGGUUAUGUGGCAAUAGAUCAGAAGCAUAUAGCACAACAACUUCCCAACAAAAAAUAUUAGAUGAAGAGACUGCUAAUUCAUCACCCAUUAUCCAGGAGGACUUAAAUGAACAAAUCCUGAAUAGAGAUUUUUACUCUGCACAAAUUUUGGAUUGGGAGGAACCAAAACCAGCUAGAAAACAGCGAAUUAGCAAACAUCCAAAGGUGAAAAAUGUUCAAGAAUUAUCAAAUUUGAAAAAAGAUGUUAAAAAAACAGAAAAUGAAUCUUUAAGAAUUCCAAUGGAACAUGGACUUGAAAAUCAAAAGGUUUUAAAAACAUUAAGUAAUGUGGAACAAGAGGAUAUAAAUAUGUGGACAUGUCCUCAAAGACAAAGGCAGAAACGUACACGUAAUUAUAGAAAACAUGCAACUAGUCCACCAGUUGAUGACACAGACCAGAAAAUAUCCACUGAGUCCAAGAUAGAACCUUUGGUUACCUCAGUUGCUUGUCAGGCUCUGACAAAGGAAGCAGAGGAAGAUUGCAGUCAAUCUUCUCAGUCUCAAUUAUCCCUGGAACCUUCUCCAACCAAACCAGCAAAGAAGAAAUCAAAUCGGAGGAAACUUGAUCCAUACAAACAAGGGCCGUUCCUAGAGGCUGAGGUAAAGGAGAAAGUGAUUGGUGCUGACUGGACUUUUCCUGAAUUGUCAGAAUCUGUUCUGAAACCAGAUAUCCCUCAGAAAAAGAAAGUGCUGUGUUUGUUGGAACAUGAAACCUACAUUACAACAAGGGACUUAAAGGUGCUAAACGCUGUCAACAGAGGAGAUGACCCAACACACUUGAUUGGAGGUAGAAAAUGUUACCAUAUCUUAGCCGCUCAAAACAAGGAUAUCAGUGGGGAGGUAUCCAACUUGGAGGUCAGCAGUGUAAAAUGCGUGGAAGCACAACACUGUGUUGAUAGAGGCACUAUGACUGAAGAAAACGUUGAAGCAGACAUUGACUUUCUACAAAAUAGUUUCCCAACUAUUCCCAUUGAUGAGCUCUCUGAGGUUUUACGUCAGUGUGGAAACAACCUUCAAUGGGCCAUCAACCUACUUCUUGACUGGAAAUACAACAUUCCUCUCAGCUCUGAUGACAAGGAGAAGUUUGUUAGCAGAAUGUUUCAGCUCCAAAAAUCACCUACUGUACCAAAAUUUUCAUUCUCUGCAGGACAACGUCCUGUUGUGCAGUCACCCACAUCUCUGCUAGACAUAUGUGUAAGGUAUGUGGAGUCCCAGCACAUCGCUCCGAGACAGGAUGUGGAACAUCAAAUCAUAAUGAGUAGUCAACAGCGACUCCAUUCCAUAGAAGAAAAUAUCAGAUUGAAACGAACACAUUCUCGAACAUUUACCCAGAGUGCAGUUCCCGAUGAUGAAUUCAAUGAGAACAUUCUUAAAGAAUUGAUUUCCAUGACUGAACAAGCAUCCUCUGAUAGUACAAGUGACGCCAGUGAUGACAAGGUUGUGCUAGACAACCAGCUGGAUAUUUCCUAUGUAGAGUCAUGGACAGCCAACCAGGCAAAUGAUUUCACAAAGGGGCCAAGUAUGGAGAGUUCAGCCAGUGGAAAUAGAUCUGAUGAAGAAGCACAUGACUUUCAAGCAUUGCAGAGCUCUACACCAGUCAUGGCUAUUCAGCUUUCAGGGGAGACAAUCCAAGACCUUCAAAGGCAGUUUGGACCAAUCUCACAUUUAUCAGGUGUGAAAGGUGAUGUAGUAGUUCCCCUGGAUUAUAGAACUGCCCAAGCACUACACCGAUGUUUGAUGCUUACCAUUAAUCAGCAGACAGUGGACAGACAGAAACAGAUGCUAGAAGAUGAAGCUUUUGCCCGUCGACUCCAGGAUGAAGAAAUACUUAAAACAAGAAAUCAGCCUCCUCCAUCAUUCAACCCACCUCCUAUGAAUCAUUCAUUGCCCCUGGGAGGGGUCAAUCAAGUUCAGCACAAGCAGCAUCCUAAAGAGCAAGGGGUAACUUCCCUGAAAGAUAUCAUGGUGGAGGAGAUGGAACGCGAGAGAAGAAAAGAGGAAGAGAUAAAGCUUUUGGAGGCCAGUGGUAACCACAAUGUGUUAGCUAACCGACUUAAGAGGAAAAAAUUGUAUGAGCAGUUCCCUGGGAUAGAUGAGACCCUGCUGGACGACAUAUACAGGGAUAACAGUUACAACCUGGACAACACUGUUUUAGCCAUCCGUGGGUUUUUGACACAUGAUACAACUCCUCCUAAAAAUGUUCGGACUCAAGAGGCCAGUGAAGCAUAUGAAGAAAAGCUACUAGCAGCUGCCAAACAGCAAAGUCUUCAGGAAAUGAUGGAUUCAUACAUGUACAGUCCUGAGGAGAGAAAAACUUACCAAGAACAUGAAGACCCAGACUAUGAUGACUUCAGAGCUGAAGCUAACAUUCACCAUCGCCUCAGGCAUGAGUGUUUCCAGAAGGCACAGGAGGCAUACAGGCGUGGCAUGAGAGAUGUUGCCUCAUUCUACUCCAGACAGGGUCAUGGCCAUUCGCAGAAGAUUAAGGAGGCAAACCAACGAGCAGCUGAGAAAAUACUCCAGAGAAAUUCCCUGUUGAAAGAGAGAUCUGCCAUCGAUCUUCAUGGACUACAUGUGGAUGAAGCUAUUGAAGCCUUAGAAAGAAUUAUUCCAGAAAGGGAAGAAGAUUUAAAGGCCAACCCUGACAAGAGGAAGCAGCAUCUAGUCAUCAUCACCGGUAGGGGGAGUCACAGUAGAGGUGGCAUAGCUAGGAUACGUCCAGCUGUUCUUCGAUUCCUUGUUGCCAAUGGUUACAAGUACAGUGAGAUUUACAAAGGAUGCUUUAAAAUUUUACUAAAAUAUCGAUGACAUUUACAGACCCCACAGGACAUUUGAAACACCAUCUUAAGAGCGACUCUUAACAGAACUUUGGUUCCUCAGACACACAGGAAAUAAUAUGCUAGGUCCUGUGUCCUCAAGGCAGCUAUAGAUCAUACAAAUGGCAGUUUUUGAUAUCUCUGUACAAAUAACAUGACUUUUGUAUACCAGGGUACAAAAGGUGUUGAAGAAUAUGCAGGAUGGCAACACUCAUCCUUAAAGUACAGUAUUUUUGUUUUUAAUAAUGUAUUACAGAAGUGAAAUUAACAUUGUAGUGUUAAUUGAUAUCAUCCAUUGUUCCCACCUACAGUAAAGACAAUAGCAGCUAUCUUGAUAUUGUUUAGAUAUCAAUGUUUUAAUAUGUCUACUUAAUUUUUAAUCUUUCAGGUAGGAAGAACACACAUUUAAUCAUUAUGAGUUGUUAUACCCUAGUUUUAAAAUCAUCCAUUAAGGGAUAGUUUGGAAUUUACAAUUUUUAAAAACUCUCUAGAUGUGAACAGUUGUUUGUGACUUUUAAUGUCUGGUUUAUAGAUUUCACUUUUACAUAUUAUUUUGAAGAUCGUGUAUUUCUUUAAAGCAAAAUGUUUUGAUCUAUCUCAAUUCACCAGUAUUGAAUACCUGUGUAUUCAUCAGAUAAGAUUGUAACAGCAUAUUUUAUUUGAAGCCUGUACAUAAUUUACCAUUGUGGUAAGUUUCCACUGGAUGUGGUGUAAUUUUCACCGUCAAAAUUGAAACUCCUCCAAAAAUCAUAAAUCUCCAACAAAACGCAAUAUUAGAAAUUCUAAACUUAUAAAGAAUAGUGAGUAUUUAAACAGUUAUUUUAGAAUUAAUCAAUGUUAACUUUAGAAGGCAAUGGCAAUGUUUAUUUUGGGUGGACAUGGGAAAUAAGGGGGUUGGGGGCUGAUGUUACAGAAUACUAUAUAGUUGUUAAAUUUCACAGUGCUAAUAUUUCACAGUUGUCCCAGCUUGAGCAAGUUUGCUGGUAUUAAUUUAUGUGUAUAUCUAUGUACCCAUGUGUACAGGGUAUAACAGAUAUUUUCUAAGAUUUUCAUUCCCUUUAGAAAUGUUUGCUGAAUGUUUGCUUUAGUGAUAAAUUUAUUGACUGUGAAUAUGGCAAAAUUAACUCACCGACCCCAAAUAAUACAGCAGCUGAAUUAACUCUUUGUUUCCAAGAAAUACUCCGGAUAAAUACAAGAUUCAUGAGUUAAGCAGCAGAGAAAACUAAUUCAGGCAACUUGUAAGUAUUGUGAGGAUGUGUCACUUGGACAAUUACCAGCAAUUAUCUUCACUGAUUUGACGAGAAGAUUUUAAUGUGUUUAUUCAGAUUAUAUUAAUUUCAUCCAUACAUUUAUCAGAAUUUUUUUUUAUUUUCUACUUGUGAUAUUUAAAUGUUAUUUUGAUGUUUUUCAAGUCACAAUGACAAGGUAGCAGAGUCUUGACAGUUCUUAAUUGUUUUUGAUGACAUUUGUAUUGUGUACAAUUUGUUUUAAAAUAGAAAAUGCAUAUUUUUAAGGAUAAUUUUAAUAUUUUCCA